This is a messenger RNA of Mizuhopecten yessoensis (Yesso scallop), 3108 nucleotides long. RefSeq lists its product as uncharacterized. The record is from RefSeq and is a predicted model, not a curated record. The transcript is spliced from 4 exons. Lineage: Eukaryota; Metazoa; Mollusca; Bivalvia; Pectinida; Pectinidae. The coding region runs from base 62 to 1654 and encodes 530 amino acids. Gene Ontology annotation, molecular function: zinc ion binding.
UCCUGCAGGAGCGCGGUGCUGUCCAGAUCAUCUCGUUGGAGAUAAAUUAACACCUGAAGCUAUGCGAGUAGUUGAAUGCAAAAAUGAUUGUGUUUUACUGAACAGAUCUACACUGUUUGAACUCUUACAUAAAUUAAGAACAUUUGCGAUCCAGACAGAAAAAUCAAGAAUUGACUUUGACUCUGAUGAAGCACUAACUGCAUCAGAUUUUAUUAACUUAACUGGAAUUACAAAAGCCAAUUUUACAGAUCUUUAUACAUAUAUAAAGGACUUGGUACGGAAUACACCAGCUCGUUCAACAAAAACAUCGCUGGGAAUAUAUUUGUUUAAAAUGAAGUCUGGGAUAUCAAACAAAGUGUUAUCAACGGUUUUCAAUAUCACCAAGUCCAGUAUCCGACGUGCUGUAUCUUCCGUUAGAAUGGCAUUAAUGCAGUCAUUUGUUCCACAAAAUUUGGGUCUUUCUCACAUCAGUCGAGAACAGAUAAUCAGAAAUCACACACGGCCAUUGGCACAGACGUUAUUUGGCGACAUCUCAAAUACUCAAGCUAUACUUGUAUUGGAUGGGACCUACAUAUAUAUCCAGAAAAGUGGCAACUUUCAGUUCCAGCGUCGGACUUUUUCAAUUCAUAAAUCUCGUCCAUUACUAAAACCUAUGAUUGUUGUUUCCACAACUGGAUACUUCAUUACCGUACUUGGGCCUUACUUUGCAGAUUACAAAAAUAAUGAUGCUUCUAUUUUAAAACAUAUUCUGCACAACAACAUUGAAGAUAUUAAGAACUGGGUUGAAGAAAAUGACAUUUUCAUUGUUGACCGUGGUUUCAGAGACUCUUUAGAACUGUUGGAGGACCUUGGAAUUAAAGCUGAAAUGCCAUGUUUUAUGCAAAAGGGUCAAAAGCAGAUGACAACACAAGAUGCAAAUGCGAGCAGAUUAGUAACAAAGGUACGUUGGGUUGUUGAAUCGGCAAAUGGGCAGAUAAAGAGAUGGAAGUAUAUGGACCAUGUGCUUCCAACAAAUCAGGUGCCAUAUAUUGGUGACCAUGUGCGGAUCAUUUGUGCUAUCUGCAACAAAUACUUUCCAUCAUUGUCUCCAGGGAACACAGAUGACGAGGCAUUGGCAACAAAAAUGCUAUAUCUGUCCAAACAAAUCAACAACCUAAAGAGCAGAGUGGAAGAUGAAAAUAUGGAAAAGCGACGAGUGAUAUGGACAGAACCAGAUGAUUGUUUGAUUAACUUCCCUAAACUUGAUGAGACAGACUUGAGAAAUAUUACAUGUGGUUCUUAUCAACUAAAGUUGGCUAGUAGUUACAUGCAGGAGCAUAUAAACGGUGACUGUGAAAUGCAAGUCCACAAGGAAAACGACAAUCUAAUUAGAGUCAGACUUCAAAGCCGACAUGUCUCUUCCAAGCAAUAUCUUCUGUGGAUUGAACAUGAUUGUGUUAAUGUUGUUGCAUGGUACUGUAAAUGUCGGGCAGGUGCACGUGUAGUUGGAGUCUGUGCACACAUAGCCGCAGUUCUGUGGUAUCUUGGGUAUGCUAGACACCACCCAAAUGUCAAUUUUGGCAUUAAAAAUUGGGGAGAUUUUGUUCAAGAUGCCCAGUGCAUUCCAGAAUCUGUUGAUUCUUCUGACAGUGAACAGAGUGUUGUUGAAGAAUAACAUUGUUACAUGUUCUGGUUCUACCUUGAAUUAACUGAAUUUUGAAAUUGAAAUAAUUUCUUGAAUUUUCUAGAUAAAAAGGUCAUUGAUGUCUCAUUUUAAAGGGUCUCUUUGAUCCCUUGAUGUCUACAUUUAAGAUAGUUAGCUAAUUUGAAUUUCAAAAACCAUAUAAAAUGACAAAAAUUUGCAUUAUAUAAGGAAAGGAAAAUCUGAGCCAAGGAAUAAUUGUGGAAACAGAAUAUUCUGACAUGGAUGACUAUGAGAAUUAUUUAAUGAUGUUACUAAAUAUUUAUGGAUAUCCAUAAUUCAUUUUAUAGAUAUCCAUAUUUCAAUGAUAUUCAUUUUAUGGAUAUCCAUAAAUGCAAGUGAACUAUGGAUAUCCAUAACUGAAAUUGUAGAUAUCCAUAAAUGAAUUAUGGAUAUCAAUAAUUUAUGCAGAUUUAAGGUUAUCCGAAAUUGGAAAUAUUGAUAUCCUUAAUUUGAUUUAUAGAUAUCCAUAAAUGAAUUAUUAAUAUAAAUAACUAGUGAAUAAAUUGUACAACAGCAACCAUAUGCCAUUUUACUUUUUAUUCACAAUGUUUAUUAAUAUCCUUCAUUUGAUUUUCAAUUAUAAUUAUCUAAGUCUAAAGAUUUAUGGAUAUCCAAAUCAAAUUAUGGAUAUCCAUAACUGUAAGAGAAUUAUAAUCAAACAUAAAUAUUAAAUCAAAUUAUAGAUAUCCAUAAAUCAAGUUAUGUAUAUCUGAACUCAUUUUGAUAUAAUAUUAUCCAUAUAUUGAAUAAGUGAUAUUUAUGAAUCAAUUUAUAGAUAUCCAUAAAUGAAUUAUUGAUACCAAUGAAUAGUUAACAAAUAGUAAAACGGUGCCCCAUACAUACACCCACCCAAAAUAUUUGUGUCAACUUUUUCUAUUGUUGGUGUAUACAAACGAAAUUAACAAUAUUUUUUUUCUUUACCAAUAACAGUAUAGUGUAAUAGUGUAUAUAUGAAUGCUGUAAAUGCAAUUAAAUAAAAUGAUAAGUUAAAAGCAUGUGAUGUAAACAUGUUGGUAUAUGUACAGUAGCAGUCGUAAUAGUAACCUGUUUGCUUAUAUUUCUCCAUAUCAUCUUUUUUAAUGAUUUUCCUCUGGAAUUUUGAUACAAUUUAAGGAAACAGAAACAUUUGGCAUUAGUGACUGAUGUGGUUGCCAUGGCAACAAAUGUGUUUAAUUAAAUAGAUAAUUGAUAAAUUAAUUUUUAGGAAAAAAUCCUAGAAAUUAACAUGAUCAAAUUUGAUGUAAAUUCAAAUAUGAAAAAAAAAAAACUUUUUCGAGUUGGAAAAACUAUAAUACAGAUGAUAUGUGGUUGCUAUGACACUGCUAACUAGAGACAUAAUAAUGGUAUUUUGACUUGUAUUCCCAAGGAAGUUGUUAAAAAGUGUAUUGGGUUAUCACAACAGUAAAAGUGAUUUUGUCCCUGCA